AUGACACCUCCCAACUUUGUUUUCUAUGUGACAUGUCUGAUCUUGGGAAAUGUAGUUCAGUGGACACAACAGAAUUUCUCCGUAACUCAUAAGCAAGAGAGACGGUUUGUAUCAGCUAUUGUUGGUCAACGCUUGACUUUACAAUGUUUCUAUGAAACCAACGAUGCAACGAGGUUCUACUGGUACAAGCAAAGUUUUGGACAGAAACCAAAGCUCAUCUCUACUCAGUAUUUAUUUAAAGCAAAUGGGACUUUUCAUGAUGAAUUCAAGAACAAUCCACGCUUCACCCUGGAUACAGAAAUAGGGAAAAACCACUUGUAUAUAACAGACUUGCAGAAGUCAGACUCAGGUACUUACUACUGUGCAAGGCGGGUUUCUUUAGUCCUAGAAUUUGCAGAAGGCACUACUGUCAGUGUAAAAGGUUCAGGUUUAACCAUCAAAGCUUUAGUGCAGCAGUCAGCAUCUGAGACCAUCCAGCCAGGAGGCUCUGUGACUCUGAACUGUACAGUACACACUGGAACCUGUGAUGAAGAUCAUAGUGUUUACUGGUUCAAAGACUCUGGAGAUUUUUACCCAGGACUCAUUUACACCCAUGGAGGCAGGAACGAUCAGUGUGAGAGGAACGAACAAACAUACAACUGCACUUACAACCUGCCAGUGAAGAGCAUAAAUGUGUCUCAUGCUGGAACCUACUACUGUGCUGUUGCCUCAUGUGGACACAUACUGUUCGGAGAAGGAACUACUCUGAAAUAUAGGGACAAGAAUAAAUCUCACUUCUUGGUGUAUUUCUUGAGUGGAGCAUUGGCUUUCACCUUCACCGUGGUGGUUUCUCUGACUUUCAUUCUCUACAAGAUGAAUAAAAGAAAAAGUUUCCAAUCAGAGGCAAGAUUUUCAGCUCCCUCUGUAGAGAAUGCUCAUACAGACAACCUCCACUAUGCUUCUGUAAAUGUUAACAUUUCCAGAAAAUCAAAGAAAGAGAGGAACAGCAAAACCGAAUGUGUUUACUCCAGUGUGAAGCAGUAA
Pelmatolapia mariae (spotted tilapia) is the source of this 1023-nucleotide messenger RNA. Its product is annotated as immunoglobulin kappa light chain-like. NCBI's taxonomy places the organism in Eukaryota, Metazoa, Chordata, Actinopteri, Cichliformes, Cichlidae. Gene Ontology annotation, biological process: response to bacterium. The record is from RefSeq and is a predicted model, not a curated record. The transcript has 5 exons. Bases 1 to 1023 code for a protein of 340 amino acids.